AUGGAUAGGACUAGAAAAGUUAUCUGGUCUUCUAAUAUAUCGGUACCUGCUUCAGCUAUGAAGGCAACAACUGGUGUACUAAUGGAUAAUGGAAAUCUUGAACUUAGACUUGGAGAAGAUACUCUGUGGCAGAGCUUCGAUCAUCCCUUUGAUACAUUUUUGCCUGGCAUGAAGCUUAGCUUGAAUACAAGGACGGGCCAACAAAGAGGUCUUACAUCUUGGGCAGCACUUAAUGAUGCAACCCGGAAAGAAAAUGCUCCAUAUUGGAGAAGUGAUCUGUACAUUGGCAAACAGACAAACACAGCCUUUGAUGUUGAUGGUGAAAAUGCUCCAUCUUCAAAUGGAACCACUUAUUUCCUUACUUACAACUUUGAGGCUGAUGAGGUUUAUCUAACUUAUGGUGUCUUAGAUAGUUCAACCAAACUGAGGGUCAUAUUGAAUCCAACUGGGCAGAUUAAGCUGCUUCUGUGGCUGGAACACAGUGAAACAUGGUUUGUAUGGUGGAGGAAGCCUUUUGAUCAAUGUGAUUUUUAUGCUCGUUGUGGUCCAUAUGGUGCCUGCAGUUGUAAAAAUGAAACCCUCUCAUCACCAUGCAAGUGUUUGACAGGUUUUAGGCCAAAAUUCCAAAAACAAUGGGAUAUGGGGGGUUGGCUUGGUGGCUGUGUUCGAGAGAAAGCAUUGAUGUGUAAUAAGGAAGAUGGGUUUUCAAAGAUUUCGAAGUUGAAACUACCAGAUCAGGCUGUUCUUUAG
Molecule: messenger RNA, 750 nt
Organism: Prunus armeniaca (apricot)
Lineage: Eukaryota; Viridiplantae; Streptophyta; Magnoliopsida; Rosales; Rosaceae
Source: the annotation of a GenBank genome assembly